Messenger RNA from Solanum verrucosum, 664 nucleotides. RefSeq lists its product as uncharacterized. Lineage: Eukaryota; Viridiplantae; Streptophyta; Magnoliopsida; Solanales; Solanaceae. The coding region runs from base 34 to 564 and encodes 176 amino acids. The transcript has 4 exons. The record is from RefSeq and is a predicted model, not a curated record.
UCUUUCUGCUCAUUCUCCCAAAAAAUCCAGCUAAUGGCAGAGCAGAAAGAUGAAGCAGAAGUCAAUCAAUCCACUGAACAAUCUCAAUCUUUUGUGGAAGUGAUUUCCAGAAGCACCGGCAAGACUUGGCGAUUUGCUGCUGGAACAGAGGCAAAAUUUGCACUGAAAUUUAUCAAUAGUAGUAGCGUUGAUUCUAUCUUGGCAAACCAACCUGCAACUUACGUUGAAGCUGUUAAAGAUGGGGAAGUGCCUGUGAUUUUUGGCCCCAAUUCAAUUCUUGUGAAUUAUGGCAAAGGAUGGAAAUUGCAGCCAGUCACUGAGACAACAAAAGGUUUUUCAAGAGGGAUGCCUGAUGACUACGCAGCAGCAAGACCAGAAUAUAUUCCUCCGGUUUCGGACAACUCACAUUCUGCAAAGAGAAGUUCACAAGCUCCUCUAAGCCCUGUCUACAUCGGAAAGAUAUUGCUUGUAUUUGUUCUAAUGUUCUUGAUUGGUGCCGUCUUCACCUUGUUGCUGGAUAACCUUCCACAGCUUUUAUCUAGAUAUGGGCUCGACGUUGAAUAGCGUCUUUGAGAUACAUAUAAGCCUGUAAUUAAGAGCAUUUGCUUGUGUAAAAAAUCUGAAAUAUUUGCCUGUGGUUCAUGUUAUAUUGUAAAGCUCUUCU